Melitaea cinxia (Glanville fritillary) is the source of this 4864-nucleotide messenger RNA. RefSeq lists its product as uncharacterized. Gene Ontology annotation, cellular component: plasma membrane. Bases 1 to 4110 code for a protein of 1369 amino acids. Gene Ontology annotation, molecular function: metalloendopeptidase activity. The transcript has 15 exons. Gene Ontology annotation, biological process: membrane protein ectodomain proteolysis; Notch signaling pathway. The record is from RefSeq and is a predicted model, not a curated record. Lineage: Eukaryota; Metazoa; Arthropoda; Insecta; Lepidoptera; Nymphalidae.
AUGGAGUUGUCGCCAUUUGUGCGGCACUGGCAACCGGCGAGCUACGAGCCUGUGGCGAGGCAGCGGUGGCGUAGGGCUGCGCCCCUCACCCCGCCUGCCACCACGCUGCGACUCUUCUUCACAGCUCACAAUAGGGAGUUUAAACUAGUGCUGCAGCCAGACCCGAGCUCCGUUUUCGCGGAGGGCGUGCAGUUCCACUCCUCGGCCGGGCCCAUAGACUACAACACCGCACAUGUCUAUUCCGGGAAAUUAGAAGAUGAUGAAUCUUCCCAUGUCUAUGGCGUCAUCACCGCUGACGGUCUAUUCGAUGGGACAAUUUGGACGACCAACGAAGAAUAUUAUAUAGAACCUCUUUCCCGAUACAAUAUCGACCAUCCAUCUAUGCACAGUGUUAUCUAUAGAAGGUCAGAUGUUGAACAUCCGAAUGAAGAAACUACACACUGUGCUUCCCAUUUGCUUCACAUCAAAGGCAAGCUCGGAUAUAAAGGGGAACUGUUUAACUUUACUGACCAAGUUACUGUUAAAGAAGUACCUUUUAAUAAUGACACAGAAGAUUUAAGUAGCGAAAUAAAUAGACGAAAGAAACGAUGGCUUCCCGAAGACGAAAUGCAAGACGACGAGCCAAAGAAGAAUCCGGAACUCCCUUUAGACUUAGAUGUCCCUUAUACCAGUAAUAGUGAUCCUUUCGAUAAGUUUAGUACGAGAAAGCCAAAAACCAAAAUUGAUAAAAGUAACCUCAUUACUAAAGUGCGACUCGAUUCCGAGGAAUCGAGACCGAAGCCAAAGACGCACGUAGAAGUGAUUAAAACCAAGGCAGGUGUUGUAACUGUUAGCAAAGAUAUAGUUAAGAAAGAGCCAGUAGGAUACACCAUACUAUCUGCGAAUGCAAGCGAUGACGGAAGACAUGUGAACAAGAGAGCAACGGUAGAUCCACGAAAGACUACAUGCCUAGUUUAUUUGCAGGCUGAUCAUAUGUUUUAUCAAAGAUACGGUUCUGAAGAAGCGUGCAUAGAAGUUAUGACACGACACGUGCAAAAAGUGAACGCUAUCUAUAAAGUAACAGAUUUUAAUCAAGACGGAAAGCCUGACAACAUAACAUUUAUGAUUAAAAGGAUUAAGGUCCACACGUUAGACGCGCUGAAAGAUCCGGCCUACAGAUUUCCCAACAACUACGGCGUAGAAAAAUAUUUAGAAUUAUUUUCAGAGGAAGACUACGACGCUUUUUGUCUCGCAUACAUGUUCACAUAUCGUGACUUUGAAAUGGGCACUCUGGGUCUUGCGUGGACCGGUGACUUAAAAAACGCUGGAGGCGUCUGUGAAAAGAACGGCCACUAUCGCGGCAGCAUGAAGUCUCUCAACACGGGUAUCGUGACGCUGCUGAACUACGGCAAGCACGUGCCGCCUGCCGUGUCUCACGUCACGCUCGCUCACGAGAUCGGACACAAUUUCGGAUCACCGCACGACCCGGAAAUGUGUACGCCUUUCGGUGAAGACGGUAAUUACAUAAUGUUCGCGCGGGCGACGAGUGGUGACCGGAAGAACAACAACAAAUUCUCACCCUGCUCUCUGCGGGCUAUCGACCCUGUCCUCAACAAUAAGGCACGAUCGCCGAAAGGAUGCUUCACUGAACCGCAGCCCGCGAUCUGCGGCAACGGCGUGGUGGAGGAGGGCGAGGAGUGCGACUGCGGCUGGGCGUCCGAGUGCACGGACGUGUGCUGCCGCCCGCAGGCCGUGCGCCCGCACUACAAGCCCUGCACGCUCACCGAGCACAGCGUGUGCAGCCCCAGCCAGGGUCCGUGCUGCACGGCGUCGUGCACGCUCAAGUUCGGCGACAAGUGCCGCUCGGACAACGGCUGCCGCGACGCGGCGCACUGCGACGGCAAGCGCGCCGCCUGCCCCGCCAGCCGCCACAAGCCCAACCGCACGCGCUGCGACAAGGAGCUCGUCUGCUUCAUGGGAGAGUGCACGGGCUCGAUCUGCCUGGCGUACGGGCUGGAGUCGUGCCAGUGCGCGGCGCGGGCGGACGACCCGCGCGCGGCGUGCGAGCUGUGCUGCCGGCGGCCGGGCGGCGCCUGCGUGUCGUCCUUCCGCUGGAACAGCGCGCCCUACGACGUGCCCGACAUGUACGCCAAGCCGGGCACGCCCUGCAACGACUACAACGGGUACUGCGACGUGUUCCAGCGCUGCCGCGAGGUGGACCCGGCGGGCCCGCUGGCCACGCUGCGCAAGCUGCUGCUGUCCGACGAGAGCCUCGCCGGCUUCCGGCGCUGGGUGCUGCGCCACUGGUACGCCGUGCUGCUCAUACUGCUGGCCGUCGUCGCGCUGCUGGUGGCUAGCACCCGUUUCUUCGGCCGUCACGCGAAGAAAAUCAAAUCAGUCACAAUCAUUCAUUCAUCCACUACUGAAACCGUCCGUCUGCCAGAUGCCGCCGAUCAAGGACUUAUCGUCCAUACCGCCGUUAGGUCUAAACUACCUCUAAAGAAGAAAGUCGCUCUAAGAACACGUGCCUAUCGAAAUAAGAAGGAUACCAAGUUAGGCGACAAGGCAUCUCCGUCGCAUAAUGUGAAGAAAAGGAAAUCAAUUAGUCAACCUAAGUUGGAGGAGCCGCAUAAAGUUGCAAAAGAGACUACUGCUGUUGUUACAAACCCUGAGGGGAAAUCUCCAAAACAUGUAAUUUUAUCUAAACAUAAGAAUAAAGUUAAGAAACGUAAAGCAAAAGUUAAGAAAGAAACUAUCGACUAUAGUUCCCUGCAAAAACAUUCUGGGUCUUCACCGACUAAAGAUACGGAAGCAUUAACUAAAGUGCAGAAAUGGCUCCUCAGUUCCCCACAGCCUUCAGCCAUACCUAAAUCGAAAUCUAUCCCUCUAGGUCUUACGGAGAGAGCACAUAGGCCAGUGCCAAAGGUUACCAGAAAAACUAGACCGUCCAAAAGUGCUUCUAAUCUGCUUUCUGGUGAAAAAACUAGAUUACAAGUUGUUUUUAAACCUCCAUUUAGAUUCAGUGUUAAAAUAUGUAAAAGUGACAAGACUAAAGUUGUACUCGACAAAUCUUCAAAGCCCGACGUAGACAGAAAACAUCACGAUGCCUUGCCUCAACCCGCUUGCCCAGCUGAAGUUGCGAAACCUAGUUUUAAGACACUCAAGCAUUCCCAUCCUGGGAUAAAUAAUGACAAUAAUAGUUUACCUAAAGCUGAAACGACGAACCAAGAAAGCGGUGCUCAUGGAUAUGAAAACCUUCUGCCACGGAGCGCUAGUGACUGUAAAUUAGGAAAGAAAAUACCAGAUUUAAAAAUUCGUACAGGUCAUAAAAAGAGUAACUCAGUGGGACAAAACCGUGAGACAACAGAAAGUCGGCAGAAUCUCAUAUCUAACGAAGAUUUCGAGAACGCUCACGUUUAUGAAAACGUCUUAGCGUCCCAAGAUAACUUCGUACCGAAAAGUUGCAGUAUGCCUCGGCGGCAAACCACCAGCGUCAUCUCGAGGCAAAGCAGCUACGGUCAUUUGCCUCGAGCACAAAUUCGACCACAGCGACACAGCACCAACAACGUAAGUCGAUCCAGAAAUAACAGCGCUAACGAAUCUGAGCAUUUUUAUAACAUAAUAGAGACGCUCAGAAGGGACAACUCGGGAAACGCCAACACGUGCCGAACCAACACCAGUAGCUCGUCAGGUAGCAGUCGCGAGAAUGUUACGAAAGUUUUAAGCAAAUCGUCGCGACAAAAUAGUCUAAUAGUCAAACCCUCACGUUCGAGCGUCACGGACGCGCCGUCGUCGUCAAAAUUGACGAGGCAGCUGAGCGAAGUCGAACUUCAGAAAUCGCAACCCGGCGACAAUAAUCUAAGGGGCUUCCAGUUGGUGGUGGGGAAGGAGAAACUGAAAAGGCAGCUGAGCGACAACGAGCUGUCUCGCUCGCGCCCGCGGCUGGCGAUGCCGCUGUCGGCGGGCGCGGAGCCGCGCCACGCCCCCUGCUGGGCGCCGCGCCCCGCCCGCCCGCGCGCCGCCUACACCUUCGGCGAGCUCAAGGACACCGUCCCCAGCUCCGCGGACGCGGCCGCCGUCGACGGCAUUCAAAUCUCACCGGAAGAAUUUCUGAAGAUAAUCGACAACUAGUCGGCUUUCGGGUGGGAGCUUAAGAGUUAGUCGUUUUCGUGAACGAGUUAUGAUUAUUCGAUGUGUAUAUUACGAGAUAUUCGCAGAUUUAUCUAUCGGCGGCUGAUGUAAAUAUUGUAUUGUGCUUGUAUUAUUAGAUAACACGCGCCACUGAAACAGGCCAUUGCUCAGUUCUCUCGAUAAUUAAUGGCAUGAAAAACACCAAUUUAUUUAGCACUCGACGUACGUAUUAUAACAUAAAUCUUCGUAUAUGACAUUACUGUGACAUCUUUUACUAUUAAGCGGGCUUAUUAUACCAGUGAGAUAGUAUAAGAAAGAAUCCCUUUAACUUUCACUCAAUCUCUGUUGUAAUCUAAAGCGGUAACCUUAUAAAAAUGUAUAAAAAGUAAUUCCUCGUAAUUUUAGUAAAUUAAUAUUGUUUAGCUAUUAAGCAUACUUUUGCUGGCAAUGGUUUAGUUUCACUGAACAAUCUCUAUAAAUGAAUCUCUAUUUUUUCUACAUACUAUGUACCUAUUGUACAAAAUUUACUCAUACUUAUGUAAAGUGUUCAUAUAUAUAUUUAUUUUAUUACGAUAAAUAUGUAUUAUUUUAUGCAAUAAGAAAGUCCGUUUUCAUUUAAAAGGCAUGCUUUUAUCAAUUAAAUUUCGUUUAAUAAUAACAACAGUUUGAUUAUUGAUGUAAUAUCUUUUAUGUUUCUAAUAGCUGUCAAUUAAUGUGUCAAUCUGUUAAAAAUAAUAAAUGUCUAUAAAAAGUA